AGCAACGGUUACUAGGAGAGCUCCGCGUCGCGAGAAGCAGAUCCAGAGGUUCCUGCAGAUCCUCCUCCUCACACACGAAGAUUCCUGUUCCUGGAGGACUGAGGACAGUUGGAUGUUAGGAAGACGUUGUGCUGCUGGUGACUCACUGAAGGGACAUGUCCACUGGGCUUGAUGAGACAGCCGCAGACGUCCCAGUCAGAGACAUGGAUGUCGAUCUGUCCCGACUCACAGCUGCUGCACCAGACACGUGGACUCAUCAAAGUGCUCGGACGCGACAGGACGUCUCGCGGGUGUCCAGGGAGGAGCUGGAGGAUCGGUUCCUGCACCUCCAUGAUGAGAACCAGCUCCUGAAAGAGCACAACAACAAACAGGAGGACAAGAUCAAGAAGUAACACACAAGCAUGCACAAACACACACUAUAAACUCACACACACUCACACACUAACACACAUAUACACACGCACGCACAAACACACACAUGCACGUGCCGGU
Molecule: messenger RNA, 492 nt
Organism: Limanda limanda (common dab)
Lineage: Eukaryota; Metazoa; Chordata; Actinopteri; Pleuronectiformes; Pleuronectidae
Product: protein fantom-like
Exons: 4
Coding region: 156-392 (78 amino acids)
Biological process (GO): non-motile cilium assembly; retinal rod cell development
Cellular component (GO): photoreceptor connecting cilium
Source: RefSeq, a predicted model, not a curated record